Molecule: messenger RNA, 1307 nt
Organism: Dermacentor silvarum
Lineage: Eukaryota; Metazoa; Arthropoda; Arachnida; Ixodida; Ixodidae
Exons: 10
Coding region: 189-1307 (372 amino acids)
Biological process (GO): glycosphingolipid biosynthetic process
Molecular function (GO): hexosyltransferase activity
Source: RefSeq, a predicted model, not a curated record
CCAGCUCUACCUGCGCCAUACGUGGAUUACUGGCCUAAGCAUCGCAGUAUGAGGACUAGCAUCAAAAGUGUUUCUCCGCUGGCGAAACGCAGCCAGCCUUAUCAACUAUCUGGUCAUACACGAGAAGUUUCGGGAGGAAGUUUGUGCACUGGCUUGGUGUUUCUGACGUGUUGCACCUUCUCGAAAGUAUGCUGCUUCGAAGUGAUGCGACCGUUGGGAAGCUUAAAAAGCUCGUGUGCGUUUUAGGGCUCGUGGUGCUAUUUCUCAUCGUGCGUUUGUUGUGCACUUGGAGCGAGCAACACCAGAUGUCAUGUUUGUACAUGGCGCACGUAACUCCAUGUACGUGUAACGCCAUACGGUGUUUCAGACAGAUGUGCAUUAUUUUAAGAAAUCUCUACGAAACUGUGAUGGCCAGGUGCAGAAAAGAUGCGUCAGAAACAACAGCGCAGUCUCCCUCCAUCGAUGAAAAGCGGUACGGUGAGAGCACUCCUAAAGGUACACCGACACAGUCUACAAGGUCUCUCUUAUUCAGUGCGAAGUGGUACAACAAGACUCCUCCUAAUGGUACACCGACACAGUCUACAAGGUCUCUCUUAUUCAGUGCGAAGUGGUACAACAAGACUUAUCCUAAUGAAUCCGGUACCCAGGGCCAAGACCACAUAUGGUUCCUCGAAACAUCCUUUAAAAGAAAACUCAGUCCCAGGCAAGCCUGCAGCAUUGAGUCAGCCUGCCGUAACAACGGUACACCGACACAGUCUACAAGGUAUCCCUUAUUCAGUGCGAAGUGGUACAACAAGACUCUACCAAAUGGCAAGUCGAACAAUGACGGAGACCACAUAUGGUUCCUCGAAACAUCAUAUAAACGGAAACUCGGCCCCAGAGAAGCCUGCAGCAUUGAGUCAGCCUGCCGGAACAACGGCGACUACAAGGUGAACGUGAGAAGCAACGAUAUGGAGCACCUGAGGCAACCUGAGCCGCUACGUUUGGCAGCGGAUGGCGGAAGUAACUGGAAGCGGUUUCGUCAGCAGUUCGAGUUUUUUCUGCAAGCGACGGUAUGCAAAGCCAAUCCGAGGUCGGAAGCGCCGAAGACGGCCCUGCUCCUCAGCGUGGCGGGGGAGGAAGCCUUGGACGUCCUCAACAAUAUUGUGUUCAAUGGAGAAGAGAACAAGGAAGACUACAACACCGUGAUUGCCAAGUUCGAAGAAUACGUUUCACCACCUGUACGUUUCACCACCUGCCAUGCGAAAAGUUCAAUCAUUUUGUUUAUGGCCGCCUCCUCAUCCUCGAGAGUGAUCACAGUCCCCUGA